Molecule: messenger RNA, 507 nt
Organism: Lactuca virosa
Lineage: Eukaryota; Viridiplantae; Streptophyta; Magnoliopsida; Asterales; Asteraceae
Source: the annotation of a GenBank genome assembly
AUGAAGAACAUCACCAAAAGUGGUGGUUUUGUGGUCAUUAAAGAAGCAUCAACCCCUCCCUUCAUCUUCAGUGUUUCCUGCCAAGAAACAACAAGUGUGCCUUACCUGUCAAUUGAAUCAACCCAAACCUCCACCAGAAGAGGAGAUUUCCCUGCAAUCAAGAAGACAUCAAGACAUUCCCGUUUUGCUAUUUGCUUACUGUCAAACAAAGAAGUCGAACACCCCCACCGGAGCUGCUGUCGCCGCCGUUUUCCCCCUUUGUAUCUCACUGCCGGAGCAAAAGAGAGCAGCUUCGCUGCCUCUUCCCUUCUCUUUUCUUCGGACCAGCCGAGUACCGGAGGUGCUCCAUUCCUGUUCACCGAUCCCAACCAAACACCCCAAAACCCAAUCGCUGUUGCUUGUUGUUCUGAUUUCUUUUCCGAGUUGUUGCUGUCGGCGACGGAAUCACGAAGACCCAGGGAUGAAUCGCCGUUUUUGACGGACUUCUUCCCUCCUCCUUGCGAUUGA